This is a messenger RNA of Prionailurus viverrinus (fishing cat), 11367 nucleotides long. It is a transcript of the gene PLXNB1, whose product is annotated as plexin B1. Gene Ontology annotation, biological process: regulation of cell migration; semaphorin-plexin signaling pathway involved in axon guidance; regulation of cell shape. The record is from RefSeq and is a predicted model, not a curated record. Bases 4316 to 10723 code for a protein of 2135 amino acids. Lineage: Eukaryota; Metazoa; Chordata; Mammalia; Carnivora; Felidae. Gene Ontology annotation, molecular function: semaphorin receptor activity; protein binding. Gene Ontology annotation, cellular component: semaphorin receptor complex. The transcript has 36 exons.
CGGAGGGGCCCGGGGCCCGAUGCCGCCAGGCAGGGGCAGCCCGGUUGAGUGGUGGGCAGCUUCGGUCCUGAGAGUUGGGACCACACUUCUCCGCACUGAGGGAAACUCUGGCGGCUCCGCCUGUAACGCGAUUGGGAGACAGAGGAGGUGGAGCUGCUCCUCCGCGCCCCCUCCUCGCCGCCGCCGCUGCCACAGCCGGGACGGCCGGCCUCUUCCCCGCCCUCCCAGGACCACUGGUGGGGUCCUUGCCCCGCGGCCGAGGGAGGAGGGAGGAAGGUCGAAGAAGAGCCGAUGGGGAGGUCUAGGCUUGCCCUCUGUAGUAACAGCCCUUCCAGGCUGCGCUCAGCGCAACUGACAAAGGCGGACUGUGAGCCUUGUGCCAGGCAUCCCCAGAGGGAGACCCCCCACCUCCCUACACGACCCAGGCAGUGGGUGAUUGACGAGCGCUCCUGAGUCCGCGCGGGUGUUGCGUAAAUGGUGGGCCCCUCCACCCCACCUCGAAACACAGAAAACAGGGCGAGCAAUGUGCAUUACAGUGCUGCUGGUGAAUCUCUUCUCCCGGGUGGACCCUGGGAGCUAAGCAGGAGAAGGGGAGGGAAAGUCCAGUUUCCCAUUGAUCCCCUUAAAUGAGGGCUGGGGUACCACCCCUUCAGGUGUGGAAGGGCAGAGUUUGUUAGCCCCUUUGGUUGGUGAGGACAGCCCCAGGAGGGCCCCAGAGCUGCUUUCUCUUUGCAGAUAGAAGUUAGGCAGCUGAGGGCUCUGCUGAAGAGGUCUAAAGAAAGAUGAGCCCAGAAGAGACCUCAAGGCAGGCCUGGGACCUGGGUAUAAGCAGAGUUAGGCUUUGCCUAUGAGUUCGAAUGGGGCCUGAGAUCUCGUGAUCCUGUAAGUUGAGGACACGAGGCCUGGCUCCAAACCAGCCUUUUCAGUCUGCUCUGGCUUGGUUAUUAAUAAAGUGGGCCUGACACCUUGUCCUUUGAGAGGCCAAGUGGCUGGAACAGGGUGUGGGUCCCGUAUCUCCCCUUCUGAGUGGAUUUCCUUGGCUGUGAAAUGGGGGUUCUUUCAACAUGUGAGGAACACCUGCUUUGUGCUAAUAUCUGUCUUAGUUGCUGGGGCUCCUGCCUGCAAGGAGCUUUAAGUCUAGAGUUGGGAGAGUGGAACAGAGAGAAAAGUGUCUUUGGUUGGUGCCACUAAUGCCAGGCACACACAUUUCAUGUUUAAUGGUCAGAGCAGUCUUGCUUCCCAUUCUGCAAAUGGGAAAUCUGAGGCUCAGCCCAAGCCAGAGCCGCAGUACACACUAGAGUGGUAGCUGGGAUAUGCCCAUUCCAUCCUCCACACAGGGUGGACUCCUCAGGAGCCUGGGGGGACAUGGAAAGCUCUCCUGGGAGAUGGUUGGGAGUCAGAGUUAACUAGAUAGAAAGGGAGUGGGCAUUCCAAGCAGGGAGGAGUGUGAAACAGCCCACAGUUAGGCCAGCAGGAGCUAACAGCAUGUGUGGGGGAGCCCUGGCAUAGAUUGGAUGGAAGAGGGCGUGGACUGGAGGGGUUUGACCUUUAUUCUUGAGGCCUUGGGCUGCCCCAAAGACAGGGGAGAGAUGUGUUCUGAUUCUGCUUGAAGAUCCUGUGAGGUAGGAGGGGUGGCCUUUAGGGGCUGGGGGCUGCUCUGGCCAGUGGCAGGGGUUAGGUGAAUUCCAGUGCCUCGAGAUGUCACCACCCCCCUUUCCCUCCUCCCCCACCUGCGGUAUGUGGGGAAGGGUGAGGGUCCUGCUUCAGUGAUUGAAAGAGUCCAUCACUCUUCCCAGAGUGGGUCAGCCUUCAGCCUCCUAUGUGGCCUGGCCAGGAGCUCUUCUGAUCCCUCCCAUCCUCCUGUGGGCCACUUGACCCAGUUGUGACUUUACAUUUGGGGAGUGUCUUGGUUGCUGCCCCUUGAGGGUUGGAAAGCUUUGGCAUGCAGUAGGCUCUGAGCAAAUGUUUGUAAGCCAAUGACAGAGUGACUCUUGGUCUAACUAUGGACCCUUUGCCCCAGGCACAUCCCUGGGCAGGAGGCUACCGGAGGGAGUGCAGGAGGUAGCCUCUGCCCAUCCUCAGACAGACCCUGUCUUCCCAGAGGAAGAAACUUUCUUCCCCGACCCCUUGGAAACAAGGUGGGGGGCUCCUGGGAAGCCUGGCCUUGCCAUAGUCCUGAGUUCACGACUCUCCCUGCUAUCCCCUUUCCCCCACCCCCUCGGGUAGCAAACAGAGGCGGCCUUGUUCCUGCUCCCAUAGAGCUGCCCUGUUCUCCUCACACUAAAAAUGGAAACCCCCAAGCUAUUUUGGGAGCAGUGCCCAGCUGGGCUGUGGCCAUGGCUCCCCUGCUCCCACCAGGCGGCCGGACCCUCCUCCGAAACUUAUGCCCAGUCCACUCACUCCGGGACAGUCUCAGCAGCACCUUGGUGGGGCCUUGGCGGGGAGGAGCCGACCCUAGCUGAGGGAAGCUCUCCCUCAGGCAGACUGGCCUCUGGGUGGUGGGAGGGGCUGGGCAACGUGGCCUGGGCAGAGGCGAGUAGGGGAAAUAUCUCCCGGCCUGGCCUGGGAGCAGCACUUCCCCAACCUGGUGCUCCUGGCUGGGGACCACCCGGGGCUGGGGAAGAUGGUGUUACCAUGGUUUUCUGCUUCAGCAGGCCUUAGCUGGGGCCCACAAGGAGGGAUCUGUGAGGAGAACAGGCACCCGGGGUCUGAGGAGGUCCUGGGGAUAGACAUGGUGACUUCCUCUGGGACAACCCUCCUCCAACCCUGGGCCCUGGCUCUGCUCUGACCUGCAGGAGGAGAAAUAAUAGCAAGAGAUGCCCUGGCUUCCACACCCUUGUAGGACUUAGGGCUCAAGCAGGGAAGUGUGCACGAAUCUGUAUGCGUGGGUAUCUGAAUGUGGGUGGUGGCGUAUAUGUCUUUGCUGGGGGGUGUGACAUGCCCUUGCGCGGAAUGCCUAUUUGUACGUGUGUGUUCCUGCGUGUAAAGAGGCUGUGUCUUUGUGCGAGUGUUUAAGUGUGUGGUACGUGGGUUGUGUUCCUAUGUGUGUCUGUGUGACGUGGACACGCCAUAUCUGCAUGUAUCUGCACAUGUGCAAGUGCCCGUGUGCUUGUGUAUGGGUGUGCACCUGCAGGGCCGGCGGCAUGUCUGCUUCUUGGUGUGUGCAAGCCUGUGUCCGUGUCUGUGCCAGUGGCAGUUUGGGCUAGACAGCUCGUGGCCUGUGUGGAGGGUGUAUAGCGGGGUGCCCUAAGAGGACAGAGUUUGGGCAGAGGGUGAGAAAGAGACAGUAGCUACGAAGGGAGAAGGGGCUGCAGAGGACAGGGCCAUGCUGGGGGCCUGGCUGGGCCCCGCCUGCCAUGGGGCUCCUUCCUAGUUGCCCUUUCCCAGGCCCUGAGGGUGCCUGGUUCCGCUGCCCUCCCCCUCCCUGUGUGGGCUCUGAGGAGGCGUCCCCUGUGGAAUGUGUUUGGUGGCCGAAGGCCAGGCUGGGCCCAGUUCCAUUGGCAGGCUGGGCAGCGGGAAGGGGAGCCCGGGCUCCCACAUGCCUGCAGCCCAGCCCCCAGCUUCAUGCUCUGCUAUCUCCCUGGCUAGGUGACUCCCACACAGGUCAUGCUGUUGUCUCCUGAUCCAGCCGGCCCUGCCAGGUGAGCCUGACCUCACACCUAGGCACCUGGGAGAAGUGUGACUCCUGCUUCUUAGGGCUCUCCAAGGUGGCAUCCAGUCAUUUAGGUCCCAGUCCUGACAGCCUCAGUCUCCCUCAUCUCUUCCUUGGUUUUGUGGAUUCCUUCUGGAUUCCUGGCCUGAACAGCCCUUCAUCCAAUUCUUGCUCUGCUCUAAUGUGCAGAUGGCCCAUGGGACCUUGCCCUCCCUCUUUCCCCCUGCAGGCAGCUGACAUCUGUGCAGAGGGGUCCUCUCCCUCCUCGGGGUUCUGGGCCCCUCUUUCCCAUCACCUGCUCUCCUGCCUCUCCAGGCCCUGGUCCCUGGGGAUGGGAUGUUUCUCACAUCUCUACCCCUCUAGCCCCUUACCCUCGGACCCUGUGGUGACACAGGGCAGUGCAGGGAGAAGUGGGGGUGGGGUAGGAUGGAGGUCUCCUGAGAGAAUAGUGCUUGCAGGAAAUGGACAGUGUUGAAGUUUCCAGGAAAGAUCUCCUGACCCCUUGCUAGUGUGCAAUCCUGGGGUCAUCCUGGACCACAGUGCUGUCUAAGCCUAGGCCUCCUCUGGUCACUCCCCCGGUUAGGAGGGGCAUCUUGGCAAUGUCACAGGCUUACCUCCCACAGUAGCCCCUCAGCACUCCAUCUCUCUCCUUGCCAGGUGACCAUGCCUGCCCUCGGCCCAGCUCUUCUCCAGGCGCUCUGGGCUGGGUGGGUCCUCACGCUCCAGCCCCCUCCACCAGCUGCUUUCACUCCCAAUGGCACGCAUCUGCAGCAUCUGGCACGGGAUCCCACCUCAGGUACCCUCUACCUGGGGGCCACCAACUUCCUGUUCCAGCUGAGCCCUGAGCUGCAGCUGGAGGCUACGGUGCCCACUGGCCCUGUGCUAGAUAGCAGGGACUGCCUGCCACCUGUGAUGCCUGAUGAGUGCCCUCAGGCCCAGCCUACCAACAACCUGAACCAGCUGCUCCUGGUGAGCCCAGGGGCCCUAGUGGUGUGUGGGAGUGUGCACCAGGGGGUCUGUGAGCUGCGGCAUCUGGGCCAACUUGAACGACUACUGCUGCGGCCUGAGCGGCCUGGGGACACCCAGUAUGUGGCCGCUAAUGACCCUGCAGUCAGUACGGUGGGACUGGUGGCCCAGGGCUUGACUGGGGAGCCUCUCCUAUUUGUGGGGAGGGGAUACACCAGCAGGGGCGUGGGGGGUGGCAUCCCUCCCAUCACAACCCGGACCUUGUGGCCACUGGACCCUCAAACUGCCUUCUCCUAUGAAGAGACGGCCAAGUUGGCCGUGGGCCGCCUCUCCGAGUAUAGCCACCACUUUGUGAGCGCCUUUGCACGUGGGGCCAGUGCCUACUUCCUGUUCCUGCGGCGGGACCUGCAGGCUCAGUCUAGAGCCUUUCGUGCCUAUGUGUCCCGAGUGUGCCUCCGGGACCAGCACUACUAUUCCUAUGUGGAGUUGCCUCUGGCCUGCCAGGGUAGCCGCUAUGGGCUGAUCCAGGCUGCAGCUGUGGCCACAUCCCUGGAGGUGACCCAGGGGGAGGUACUCUUUGCUGCCUUCUCCUCGGCCGCUCCCCCCACUGUGGGCCGGCCUCCGUCAGCAGCUGCUGGAGCAUCUGGAGCCUCUGCCCUCUGCGCCUUCCCCCUGGACGAGGUGGACCGCCUUGCUAACCGCACUCGAGAUGCCUGCUACACUAGGGAGGGCCGCGCCACGGAUGGGGUGGAGGUGGCCUACAUCGAGUAUGACGUCAAUUCUGACUGUGCACAGUUGCCUGUGGAUACCCUGGAUGCUUAUCCCUGUGGCUCAGACCACACGCCCAGCCCCAUGGCCAGCCGUGUCCCCCUGGAAGCCACGCCCGUUCUGGAGUGGCCAGGGAUUCAGCUAACAGCUGUGGCAGUCACCAUGGAGGAUGGACACACCAUUGCUUUCCUGGGUGACAGUCAAGGGCACCUACACAGGGUCUACUUGGGCCCAGGGAGUGAUGGCCACCCAUACUCCACACAGAACAUCCAGCAGGGGUCUGCGGUGAGCAGAGACCUCACCUUUGAUGGGGCCUUCGAGCACCUGUAUGUCAUGACCCAGAGCACACUUCUCAAGGUUCCUGUGGCUUCUUGUGCUCAGCACCUGGACUGUGCCUCUUGUCUCGCUCACAAGGACCCAUACUGUGGAUGGUGUGUGCUCCUUGGCAGGUGCAAUCGCCAUUCCGAGUGCUCACGGGGACAGGGCCCAGAGCGGUGGCUGUGGAGCUUCCAGCCUGAGCUGGGCUGUCUGCAAGUGGCAGCUAUGAGUCCUGCCAACAUCAGCCGAGAGGAGCGGAAGGAGGUUUUCCUGUCAGUGCCUGACCUGCCACCCCUGUGGCCAGGGGAGACGUAUUCCUGCCAGUUUGGGGAUCACCAGACUCCUGCCCUGCUGACCAGUUCUGGUGUGAUGUGCCCUUCCCCGGACCCUAGCGAGGCCCCAGCACUGCCAAGAGGAGCCGACCACGUGUCAGUGAGCGUGGAGCUCAGGUUUGGCGCUGUGGUGAUUGCCAAAGCUUCACUCUCCAUCUAUGACUGUGCAGCAGUCUCUGAGCUCCGCCCGUCUGCACAGUGCCAGGCCUGCGUGAGCAGCCGCUGGGGGUGUAACUGGUGUGUCUGGCAGCAGCUGUGCACGCACAAGGCCUCAUGUGACGCUGGGCCCAUGGUGGUUAGUCAGCAGAGCCCGCUUCUCUCCCCAGCCCCUCCCGCAAGAGAUGUACCCACCCCCUUCCCACCUGAAGCCCCCCAGACCCCAGUCACCCCUGCUCCUGACACCCUUCCCGUGGAGCCUGGUGCCCCCUCCACAGCCUCGGAUGUCCCACCUGGGGAUCGCCCUACCCUGCUCAGCCCCUGGGGGCCGGGGGCGGGUCCUGGCCCCAUACCUGCCUCAGCCUCCACAGAGUCACCUCUCCAUGAGGAACCUCCCCCUCCCGACCCCCCCAACAGACGUGGAACCGCUGUCCCCGCCCCCACUGACUUCGGACCCACGGCCACACCCGAGGACCUCUUGGCCUCCCACCCAUCGCCCUCAGAUGCAGCGGCACUGCCCCCUGCCCCUGCAGACCCCGGCCCCGAGGCCGACCCCUCCGUGGCACUCUUGGACCAGCCCCCCGGCACUGCUCCCGCCACCACUUUCCCAGGGGCCGCUGGCUCCACGAAGCCCGCUCUGGACUGGCUCAUGAGAGAAGGCGGAGAGCUGCCUGAGGCGGACGAGUGGACGGGGGGUGACACACCCGCCUUCUCCACUUCCACCCUCCUCUCAGGUGAUGGAGACUCGGCUGAGCACGAGGGCCCUCCCGCCCCCCUCAUCCUCCUGUCCAGCCUGGACUACCAAUACGACACCCCCGGGCUCUGGGAGCUGGAGGAGGUGAACUGGGGGGCAAGCUCCUGCCCUUGUGUCGAGAGUGUUCAGGGCUCCACGCUGAUGCCAGUCCACGUGGAGCGAGAAGUCCGGCUGCUGGGCAGGAACCUGCGCCUCUUCCAGGACAGCCCAGGAGACCAUGAGUGUGUGAUGGAGCUGGAGGGCCGUGAAGUGGUAGUUCAGGCCCGGGUCGAGUGCGAGCCACCUCCAGAGACUCAAUGCCACAUUACGUGCCGGCAGAACCAGCUCAGCUAUGAGGCUCUGCAGCCAGAGCUCCGUGUGGGGCUGUUUCUGCGUCGGGCUGGCCGUCUGCGUGUGGACAGUGCUGAUGGGUUGCAUGUGGUGCUGUAUGACUGCUCCGUGGGACACGGGGACUGUAGCCGCUGCCAAACUGCCAUGCCCCAAUAUGGCUGUGUGUGGUGCAAGGGAGAGCAUCCACGUUGUGUGGCCCAGGAGGCUUGUGGCGAGACUGAAGCUGUGGCCACACGGUGCCCCGCACCCCUCAUCUACUCGGUGGAGCCGCUGACUGGGCCUGUAGACGGAGGCACCCGUGUUACCAUCAGGGGCUCCAACCUGGGCCAACAUGUGCAGGACGUACAGGACACAGUCAGGGUGGCUGGAGUACCCUGUGCUGUGGAUGCUCAGGAGUACGAGGUCUCCAGUAGCUUCGUGUGUAUCACUGAGGCCAGCGGGGAGGAGGUGGCUGGCGCUGUGACGGUGGAGGUGCCAGGAAGAGGACACGGUGUCUCAGAGCACGACUUUGCCUACCAGGACCCGAAGGUGCAUUCCGUCUUCCCAACCCGAGGCCCCAGAGCGGGGGGUACCCGCCUUACCCUGCGCGGCUCCAAGCUCCUGACUGGGCGGCUGGAGGACAUCCGAGUAGUAGUUGGAGACCAGCCUUGCCAUCUGCUGCUGGAGCAGCAGGCGGAGCAGCUGCAGUGUGAGACCAGCCCCCACCCCACGCCUGCCACGCUCCCUGUGGCUGUGUGGUUUGGGGCCGCUGAGCGGAGGCUUCGACACAGCCAGUUUGAGUACACAUCAGACCCCAACGUCACCUCUGCCAGCCCCACCAAGAGCUUCCUCAGUGGAGGACGGAAGAUAUGGGUCCGUGGCCAGAAUUUGGAUGUGGUACAGACACCAAGAAUCCGAGUGACUGUGGCUCCGAGAGCACCGCAGCCCGGCCAGGGGCUUGGGCGGAGACGCCGCGUGAUCCCAGAAACAGCGUGCUCCCCUGGAGCUUCCUGUGGUGGCCAUCAUUUUGAGGAGCCGUGCCACGUGAACUCCUCUCAGCUCAUCACGUGCCACACGCCUGCCCUCCCAGGCCUGCCUGAGGACCCCUGGGUCCGGGUGGAAUUCAUCCUUGACAACCUGGUCUUUGACUUCGCGACACUGAACCCCACACCCUUCUCCUAUGAGGCCGACCCCACUCUGCAGCCCCUCAACCCCGAGGACCCCACCGCACCAUUCCGGCACAAGCCUGGGAGUGUGCUCUCUGUGGAGGGGGAGAAUCUGGACCUUGCAAUGUCCAAGGAGGAGGUGGUGGCCAUGAUAGGGGACGGCCCCUGCGUGGUGAAGACACUGACCCGUCACCACCUGUACUGCGAGCCCCCCCUGGAGCAGCCUCUGCCCCAGCACCACGUCCUCCGGGAGGCGCCCGAUGCUUUGCCUGAGUUCACGGUGCAGAUGGGGAACCUGCACUUCUCCCUGGGCCACGUGCAGUACGAUGGCGAGAGCCCCGUGGCUUUUCCCAUGGCAGCCCAGGUGGGCUUGGGGGUGGGCACCUCUCUUCUGGCUCUGGGCGUCAUCAUCAUUGUCCUCAUAUACAGGAGGAAGAGCAAGCAGGCCCUGAGGGACUAUAAGAAGGUCCAGAUCCAGCUGGAGAAUCUGGAGAGCAGUGUGCGGGACCGCUGCAAGAAGGAGUUCACGGACCUCAUGACUGAGAUGACUGAUCUCACCAGUGACCUUCUGGGCAGUGGCAUCCCCUUCCUCGACUAUAAGGUGUAUGCCGAGAGGGUCUUCUUCCCUGGGCACCAGGAGUCGCCCUUGCACCGGGACCUGGGUGUACCGGAGAGCAGGCGACCCACCGUGGAACAAGGGCUGGGGCAGCUCUCCAACCUGCUCAACAGCAAGCUCUUCCUCACCAAGUUCAUCCACACCCUGGAGAGCCAGCGCACCUUCUCAGCUCGGGACCGCGCCUACGUGGCAUCCCUGCUCACGGUGGCACUGCACGGGAAGCUCGAGUACUUCACUGACAUCCUCCGAACCCUGCUCAGUGACCUGGUGGCCCAGUAUGUGGCCAAGAACCCCAAGCUGAUGCUGCGCAGGACAGAGACCGUGGUGGAGAAGUUGCUCACCAACUGGAUGUCCAUCUGCCUGUACACCUUCGUGAGGGACUCAGUAGGGGAGCCGCUGUACAUGCUCUUCCGUGGAAUUAAACAUCAAGUGGACAAGGGGCCAGUGGAUAGCGUGACUGGCAAAGCCAAAUACACCCUGAAUGACAACCGCCUUCUCAGAGAGGACGUGGAGUACCGUCCCCUGACCUUGAAUGCACUGUUGGCUGUGGGGCCCGGCGCAGGAGAGGCCCAGGGUGUGCCUGUGAAGGUCCUGGACUGCGAUACCAUCUCCCAGGCCAAAGAGAAGAUGUUGGACCAGCUUUAUAAAGGAGUACCUCUCGCCCAGCGGCCAGACCCCCGUACCCUGGAUGUUGAGUGGCGGUCUGGGGUGGCUGGGCAUCUCAUUCUUUCUGACGAGGACGUGACUUCUGAGGUCCAGGGCCUGUGGAGGCGCCUGAACACCCUGCAGCAUUACAAGGUCCCAGAUGGAGCAACUGUGGCCCUGGUCCCCUGCCUCACCAAGCACGUUCUCCGGGAAAACCAGGAUUAUGUCCCUGGAGAGAGGACCCCAAUGCUGGAGGAUGUGGACGAGGGGGGCAUCCGGCCCUGGCACCUAGUGAAGCCAAGUGAGGAGCCAGAGCCUCCCAGGCCUCGGAGGGGCAGCCUUCGGGGCGGGGAGCGCGAGCGAGCCAAGGCCAUCCCUGAGAUCUACCUGACCCGCCUGUUGUCCAUGAAGGGCACACUGCAGAAGUUUGUGGACGACCUAUUCCAGGUGAUUCUCAGCACCAGCCGCCCCGUGCCGCUUGCUAUCAAGUACUUCUUCGACCUGCUGGAUGAGCAGGCCCAGCAGCACGGCAUCUCUGACCAGGACACCGUCCAUAUCUGGAAGACCAACAGCCUGCCGCUAAGGUUCUGGAUCAAUAUAAUAAAAAACCCGCAGUUUGUGUUCGACGUGCAGACAUCUGAUAACAUGGAUGCAGUGCUCUUGGUCAUUGCUCAGACGUUCAUGGAUGCCUGCACCCUGGCCGACCACAAGCUGGGCCGGGACUCCCCCAUCAACAAACUUCUAUAUGCUCGAGAUAUUCCCCGUUACAAACGGAUGGUGGAAAGGUACUACGCAGACAUCAGGCAGACCGUCCCCGCCAGUGACCAAGAGAUGAACUCCAUCCUGGCUGAGCUGUCUCGGAACUACUCUGGGGACCUUGGGGCACGAGUGGCCCUGCAUGAACUCUACAAGUAUAUCAACAAGUACUAUGACCAGAUCAUCACUGCCCUGGAGGAGGAUGGCACGGCUCAGAAGAUGCAGCUGGGCUACCGGCUCCAGCAGAUCGCAGCCGCUGUGGAGAACAAGGUCACGGACCUGUAGGGAACUGGCCAGCCCUGGCCUGCCAUUGCCUCAGCCCUGCCCGGGCAGCCCUGGAACCGUGAGGGAGAAGCUGCCUUCUUAGAUGCCUGUAGUACCUGAUGAGCAGAGUUAGUGGAAGGUGGCCCCCGGGCUCCUGGGGCCUCUGGCCUGGGCCCUGCUGGACCUACCUCGCAGGCCUGGGGCUGUGAGGCUGAUGGGGUGGUGCCCAGCCUGCUCCCCGAGCCCAGUGACCCUGUGGGCUCUUUUCUGUGUGACGUCGGUCUGCGGGGAGUCAGGGACUCAGGGCUUCCAGAGAGUUGCUGGAAGGGCCUCCAGCCUCUGGAGAAACUGUACUGUUCCUGAACACUGGUCUUUGUCCCACCGGGAUUCCGAGGGGAAGGAGGAGAGCCCCACUUCCUGUCCUUUCCUCCUCCAUCAUCCCUGACCUCAGUUUAGCUGCCUCCAGCCUUUUGCUGCUGCCACGUUCCUAGGUCCGAGAGAUGAAUGCCUUUCCUAGGCCACUACAAACUGACCCCUUGUCAGGGCUGGCUGCCUCAGGGCCACCCUGCCUCAGAGGCAGCGAGUGGGGAGGGGCACUUGCUGCAGGGGCCUGGGGGAGACCGGUGGCCCCACUGACCCAGCUCUUAAUUAAAGGAUAACACACU